Molecule: messenger RNA, 1338 nt
Organism: Pseudovirgaria hyperparasitica
Lineage: Eukaryota; Fungi; Ascomycota; Dothideomycetes; Acrospermales; Acrospermaceae
Exons: 1
Coding region: 1-1338 (445 amino acids)
Biological process (GO): regulation of DNA-templated transcription
Molecular function (GO): DNA-binding transcription factor activity, RNA polymerase II-specific; zinc ion binding
Source: RefSeq, a predicted model, not a curated record
AUGUCCAUAGGUGACAACACUCGGCUUCGCGCCUCGUGCGAGCGCUGUAGGGGCCAAAAGCUCCGGUGUCUUCCUACAUCUGACUCUACGCCGGGCGCACCUUGUCAACGAUGCAUCAAGGCCAAGACUGCAGAAUCCUGUGUCUUCAUUCCUCGCUCGCGCGCACCACGGCCCGCACGCUCAAGAGCAUCAUCCAGCGAUAUCUCAAGAUGCAAGGAUUCGACCACAGAAACGGCACUUCCUGGAACGAGUGUGUUCGCAUUGACGCCGAACCCCAGCCCAGAUUGUUUUGAGGCUUAUCAAUCAUUCACAUCAACACCUACUCACGGGACAGCGCAGUUGUUCAACUCGGACGAAGCAUACGCCGCGCCACCAGGCUCCACCGAUCUUGUGUCAACAUAUUGGGAAGCUAAUUUAGGAGGUCUAUUGGCACAAGACUCCUGGAAUGAGUCAAUGCUUAUGGACAGCGACCCUUCAUCGUUAGAAUGUUCCCAGCCAGCCGAAUCUCCUAUUGAAGACCCUGCGAGGGCAGAGACAAGCGACUCUGUUGGUUCUCCGCCGAAAUCAUGGCCAUUGGACGGGAACUCAAUUGAUCUGGAAUCUACAACCGACAAUGAGCAACAAGACGGAAGCGUGGAUCCUCUUCUGCAUCUCACCAACCUUCUUGCCGAGAUGUACCGAUACGAGCAGCAACUUGCACGACUCCCAGUAAAGGAUGCGCUGGAAUACCCCGUUGGUGAUGCUCUGUACUUCUCUCAGCUGUUCCGAAGUAUCCUUUUGCCCACGGGAAUACUAUCUCAAGAAAGUGCUAUAUCCGCACUAAGCACUCCAACGAUUCUGCUAGUCCUGUCCUGUUUUGUGACGCUCUAUCGAAUAUAUACAUUCAUUUUUCGCCAUUUCGUCACUUCGUUAUCGCAAGAUCCUAGCCUCAAUCAACCACUUAACCGUCUUGCGGAAACCCGUUCUUAUCGCGGACUUCGCCUCGCCCAACUGCAUAAAGUAUGUUUCUGCUCUCACGGCGAGUUGAUUAAAAGUGCAGCCCUUCUGCUCCUUGAAUCACUUGGGGAAACGGAAGACCUCCUGGAGAUUCCUGUCGACGCACGAGCCACGACAGUGCGGGGCGGCUCAUCGACAGCAUCUCCAAACUCGACACGAGGCACUCAAAAUAGUGGUGAAAGCUUAACUACAGAGCAGGGAUCGCCUUUUAUGGCGAAGAGCGAAGUCUUUUAUCACGCCGUUGGAUUGCAUGCAAAGGAUUUACAGAGGCAAGUUGAGCAACUCAUGGACAUGUUCAAAAGGAUGUCAGUGCGAGCGAGGGAGCACUGCAGGGCUCUCUAA